Molecule: messenger RNA, 1092 nt
Organism: Punctularia strigosozonata HHB-11173 SS5
Lineage: Eukaryota; Fungi; Basidiomycota; Agaricomycetes; Corticiales; Punctulariaceae
Exons: 3
Coding region: 1-1092 (363 amino acids)
Source: RefSeq, a predicted model, not a curated record
AUGUCCGCCGCACCCAAACGCCACCGCGCGCUCAGCCCGACCGCCAGCGCCCAGCUCUCAUCCUCAUCCUCGGUCGGUGAACCCGCCUCAAAAGCGACCCGGACGCAACAACCUCCACCCCGGCGCCAGCUGCUCUGCACGCUACCCCCGACGUGCAACCCGCCGCAUCACAAGCCGAGCCGGCUCGCGGACAGCGCCGACCUCGAGCGGCACUACGCGACCUACCACGCCCACGUCUGCGAGCAGCGCGGCUGCGGCUGCGUCUUCCCCGACGAACGUCUGCUCGAGCUCCACCAGACAGAAUGCCACGAUCCCCUGGCCGCAGUGCGCAAAGAACGGGGAGAGAAGAUCUUCGCCUGCCACCUCGCCACCUGCUCGAAGCUAUUCGCGACGCCCAAAGCGCGCCGGCUGCACCUCGUCUCCGCGCACGGCUACCCAAAGCAGUUCUUCUUCGCCGUCACGAACAAGGGCGUCGGCGGCCUGCUCAAGCGCUGGGGCGAGGGCGCGAGCCUCGUCCGGGGAGACUGGAAGCCGCGCGAAGACGGCGAUCAUACACCCAGGGCGGCGCAUCAGGACAACGACGAAAGGGAGAGCGAGGACGACGCGAUGGACGAGACCGAAGACGCGCCGCCUCCCCCGGCAUCCGAGUCGUCGUCCUCGGAAUCGGACGUACUCAUAGAAGAAGAGUCCGACUCGGAAGAGCGAGAGGAGGAGGAUGAGGAGGGAGCCGACGCGCUCGCGCAGCAGAUGGACGCGCUCUCGCUCGUGCCGAGCGCCGUCCGCUUCGGACGCGGCGGGAAUCGGGGCGGGUUCAAGAGCCGCGGCCGCGCUGCCGAGCGAGGAGGGGGAGGAAGGGGAGGACGUGGCUCUCGGCACGCGCGAAGGAGCAGCCGCGGGUCGCAGGUCAAAGCCAGGGCGGACCGGGGGUUGCAGGUCGACGCGCCUGUGGGCAGCAUGGGCGUCGGCGGCUUCGUGGACGGCAAAGCGGGGCAGCCGCAGGGUACGCGCGGACGGGGACAGCCUAGAGGGCGCCCCGGUAUCAUCCGCGUGUCGGGGACGAGAGGCGCUCGUGGGCACGGGCGCGGCGUAUAG